Molecule: messenger RNA, 1694 nt
Organism: Osmia lignaria (orchard mason bee)
Lineage: Eukaryota; Metazoa; Arthropoda; Insecta; Hymenoptera; Megachilidae
Gene: snsl
Product: snustorr snarlik
Source: RefSeq, a predicted model, not a curated record
CUAUAGGGAAGCACAGUGCAAGGAUGACUGAAGUUCCUAUUACACUAAUUUGUUCUCAGUCAGCUUAGAAAUGACACAGGUGCAACGAUCGGCUCGUUACUUGGCAGUGAAAAUACCAGUGAUUGCCAGUGUAGUUUCACUUUUGAUGCUCGAUCGAGCAGACGUGUAAUUUUCCUCGUUUUCCGGGACGGUCUUCCAGCUGUCAUAAUCGUCCUACGAUCGUUUCGUUCGCGUCACAUUGUUACCUCUAAAAAAUCAUUGCUAUUCGAGGUCUUCUCGAGUAACAAAAUUCUAUGAACUUUGUUACUUCGCCGAAUGAAUUUCGCGAGGUAUCUCUUCAUCCGGAGGAAAAAUUCCAAGGAAGAGAAGACGGAAGCGGAGGUAAACCGAAACUGGCUUGUGAUUAAGAAUGAGGAGAAGGAGAAGUCGAAGAGGAAAUGGAGAGAGAGUUCAUCCACGAUCGAGUGGCGGUCAUUCGGACUCGGUGACCUCGAUCCCCGAUCGGACACGACGUCUCCUUUCACUUGGAGAACUUCUUUCGGCAGCUCUUUCGAGGAACACGAUUCCAUUCUAUCGCGGACUCAGUCCGCUUGGAAUAGGCCGGCUUGACGCCGCGUUACCUGUCUGCUCAGCCUUUUAGAUUUCACUUUCAUAAAACUCGCCGGAUGAAAAUGCAACACUUGGAAAGCUGAGGGAAGAAGAAGUAAUACGUAGUCGAGAUCCCUUUGACGGAAAGAUGUCGAGCACGAAGGUCGUCCUAUUGAACCUGUGCAUCCUGCUGCUUCUCUACGAUCACGCGACGAGCCUGAUUAUACCGGAAGAGCUGCCCACGAUUCUCUCGCUGAUCUACUCCAAUAUUCCUCCGAUUAAGAAAGGUACCGAUUCGAGGGUCGGCGUGGGCUUCCGGUUGGGAGAGCACGCGGAUUUUCAGGUGCUCGUGGAGCUGGGACCGCAAACGGAAACCGAUCCGAUUGGCAAUGCCGAGUCGAAGAGACGCAGAGAUGCGAUGUUGACUGCUGCGAUGAAAGGAGAACUUGGACCUCUGGCCCAGGCAGUCGCGAAGUACCAAAUGGAACGGAAGUUGCAGAGAGAAUUGGAGAGAAUAAAGAAGAUGGAAGAGAGUUUGAAAGAAGCGACUACUGUGGAAAACAAAGAGAAGAAGAGCGCAGCCAGCGAGUGGCUGGCAAAGUGGAGCAAGGACAUGAUUAAAUCGUCCGAGGAUCAAGCAUCCUUGGAAGAUAUCGAAGAAAACUUAUCGAUACCUUCGAAAAACCAGCAGGCCGUACAGAAAAUAGGACGAGCUCCUGAACCGAACCGCAAGAAAGGCACCAUCUCAGAUUUGACGAAAUUGUACAAAGUACAAAGUGAAGAUAAAACUGAAUGAUUUAAUAUUUUGUGGUUCAAAUAGCUAGUGUUUAAAACUAGAAAUAAGAAAGUUACCAUCUACAGAUAUUUAAAUAUACUGUAGAUAUGUUUAUAGCUAUUUAUAGAUCUGUAUGGUGAAAGUGAUAAGACACUGAAGAAACCUAAAUUGAUUAACACUGCCACUAUGCCAAAGUAUUUUACAUGUAAUUGCAGGGAAAGCGUGUCAAACCAGUGAAAGCUGUCAUUUUUCAUACAAUGAAAAACAUGAACGAAGAAAAACAUUUACAGUAUAGAAAUUGUAAUAAAGUGUCAGAAAUUGAUGAUAAAAA